Messenger RNA from Prorocentrum cordatum, 447 nucleotides. Lineage: Eukaryota; Dinophyceae; Prorocentrales; Prorocentraceae. The record is from the annotation of a GenBank genome assembly.
GGUGCCCCGGUGGCCCUGCAUGUACUCCCUGCUGGCGUGCUGCCGGAAGCAGCCAGAGGAGCAGGUCAGCGUCGGGGACAUCCUCGAGAGCAUCGGCGAGAGUCGGAGGCCCGAGACGGCACACGCGGUGUUCCAGGAGGCCCUGCACCACUUGGACAGAGCGCUUGCUCGAGAGCAUCAGGGCGGACACGAAGUCCAGGCCAACGCGGGCGCCCUUUCCGCCGACGCGUUGCGCGUGCUGCGCUGCUGCGGCUUCGAGCGGGGGGCAGGUGGCGCGAUCGCCUUCCCCCAUGGGGGCGACCUCGAGGGGGUGCGCGUGGCGCGAGACUUGAUUAUUUGCCUGGUGUCGUCGCACGUGCACGGGGACCAGGGGCACGUGGCGGCCUGCAAGGAGGAGGACGUGUGCCCGCCGCCCUUGCCGUCCACCGACGCCUCCUGCUCCUCGAG